AUGAAUACUGCGCGAUAUGACCACACGGCAUCCGUAUUAGCAAAUGGAAAAGUGUUAGUUAGUGGUGGAUGGGAUGGUAUUUCUGCUAUCAAUAGCGCUGAAUUAUAUGAUGCAUCCACAGAAACUUGGACAACAACUGGUAGUAUGAAUGCUGCACGAUAUGAUCACACAGCAUCUGUAUUGAGAAAUGGAAUACUACUAGUUGCCGGUGGAUUUAAUCACAGUUCUUCGUUAAAUAGUGCUGAGUUAUAUAAUCCAUCAGUAGGAACUUGGGCUACGACUAGCAAUAUGAAUAAUGAUCGAUAUUGGCAUACAGCAUCAAUAUUAGCAAAUGGACAAAUAUUAGUUAGUGGUGGAUAUAACGUUAUUUCUUCCACAAAUCGUGCUGAGUUAUAUGAUCCCUCAACAGAAACUUGGACAACGACUGGUAGUAUGAAUAAUGGACGAUAUUGGCACAUCGCCUCAAUAUUAGCAAAUGGACAAGUAUUAGUUACUGGUGGAUGGGGUGAUGGUAGUUAUCUGAAUAGUGCCGAGUUAUAUGAUCCAUCAACAGGAAUUUGGACAACAACUGGUCGUAUGAAUACCGCACGGUAUUAUCACACAGCAUCUGUAUUAAACAAUGGAAAAGUGUUAGUUACUGGUGGAUAUAAUUUUACUUCCUCUAUAGAUAGUGUCGAGUUAUAUGAUCCAUCAACAGGAAUUUGGACAACGACUGGUAGUAUGAAUAAUGCGCGAUAUGCACAAACAGCAUCUGUAUUAAAAAAUGGAAAAGUGUUAGUUGCUGGUGGAUGGGAUGAUGGUAGUUAUCUGAAUAGUGCUGAGUUGUAUGAUCCAUUAACAGGAACUUGGACAAAGACUGGCAACAUGAAAAAUAAUCGAAGUUCGCAUAGAGCAUCUGUAUUAACAAAUGGAAAUGUAUUAGUCACUGGUGGUGGUAGCGGACCAUUGGGUAUGGCUCUGAAUAAUUCAGAAUUGUAUUAA
Rotaria sp. Silwood1 is the source of this 981-nucleotide messenger RNA. NCBI's taxonomy places the organism in Eukaryota, Metazoa, Rotifera, Eurotatoria, Philodinida, Philodinidae. The record is from the annotation of a GenBank genome assembly.